GUCCCUGCAAGUAUUUUGAACAUGUCCACACUGCUGAUCCUAGCACUUGGCAGUAACAGGUUUUCAGGUACUUUACCUUCAGAUUUAGGCCGUGGCAUGCAAAACCUAGAAGAAUUUUAUAUUGGAGGGAAUAAUCUGAGUGGUUUUAUCUCUCCUUCUAUCUCAAAUUCUUCAAGACUCAGAAUACUUGACAUCGCUUACAACAGUUUCACAGGUCCAAUUCCUCAAUCACUUGGUAACUUAGAACAGCUUGAGCUUUUGAACUUGCAGAUGAACAAUUUUUUUAGCGAUUCCUCAUUGAGCUUUCUGACAUAUUUGACAAGCUGUAGGAAUCUAAGAGAAGUCGGUUUUGCUGAAAAUCCGUUGGAUGGUGUUCUUCCGGCAUCUAUUGGAAAUUUCUCUGACACUCUGCAAAUUUUUUAUGGAGAAAAUUGUAAACUGAAGGGCAUCAUUCCUGAAGAAAUUGGUAAUCUUACUGGAGUGGCGAAGAUGACUCUGUCUAACAAUGAGUUGAUUGGACAUAUUCCAAAAACUGUCCUAGGCAUGCUGAACCUUCAAGAACUUUACCUAGAUAGCAACAAGAUAGAAGGAACCAUACCAGAUGCUAUCUGCAAUUUAAAGAAUCUUGGAGCACUAGACUUGUCAGGAAAUCAGUUUUCUGGUUCAGUGCCACCAUGCUUAGGAAACGUUACCAGUUUGAGGAAACUUUAUCUAGCCUACAACAGCCUGAAUUGGAGUUUACCUUCAAGCUUGGGAAGCCUUGAAGAUCUCAUAGAGUUAGAUGCUUCAUCCAAUUUAUUAAGUAGGCAAAUUCCUCAAGAGAUUGGAAAUUUAAGGGCUGCUGCACUCAUUGAUCUGUCGAAAAAUGAUUUUUCUGGUGAGAUGCCUAGCACUAUAGGGGGCUUAGAUAAAUUGACUAAACUUUCUCUGGCACAUAAUAGAUUAGAGGGGCCAAUUCCAGAUUCAUUUGGCAAAAUGUUGGCCUUGGAAGUCUUGGAGUUGUCUUUUAACAAUCUUAGUGGUGAAAUUCCAAAGCCAUUAGAAGCUCUUAAGAAUCUCAAAUAUCUGAACAUCUCAUUAAAUAAACUCAGUGGAGAGAUUCCCACCGGAGGUCCUUUUGCAAAUGCCACGGGUCAAUCUUUCUUGUCCAAUGAUGCUCUUUGUGGCGAUUCUAAGUUUCAUGUGCCACCAUGUGUCGUCAAAUCUACUAAGAGGUCAAAGAGGAAAAAGGCAAUCUUGGCUUUGUACGUCCUUUUGGGAGUGGGGCUGCUAUUUCUUGCAUUAGCCCUUGCAUAUGUAUUUUUAAGAUUGCGAAAGAAAAAGAAGAAUGCAGGUCAAGCAGAUGUGACUCUGGUCAAAGGGCAUGAAAGAAUUUCCUAUUAUGAACUUGAACAAGCAACAGAAGGAUUUAGUGAAAGCAACUUGCUUGGUAGUGGGAGUUUCAGCAUGGUCUAUAAAGGGAUGCUUAGGGAUGGUACUCUUUUGGCAGCAAAGGUAUUCAAUGUGCAAUUAGAGGGUGCAUUCAAAAGUUUUGACACAGAAUGUGAGAUGCUAAGAAACCUCCGCCAUCGAAAUCUUACUAAAGUCAUCACUAGUUGCUCUAACCUUGAUUUCAGAGCAUUAGUAUUAGAAUACAUGCCGAAUGGUACACUUGAAAAAUGGCUAUACUCUCAUAACUUUUUCUUAGACAUGUUGCAGAGAUUGAAUAUAAUGAUAGAUGUUGCAUCUGCAAUGGACUAUCUUCACAAUGGCUAUUCAACACAUGUGGUGCAUUGUGACUUGAAGCCAAGCAAUGUCUUGCUAGAUCAAGAUAUGGUCGGCCAUGUCAGUGAUUUUGGCAUUGCAAAAUUGUUAGGUGCAGGGGAGGCUUUUGUACAAACUAGGACAAUUGCAACCAUUGGAUACAUUGCUCCAGAGUAUGGACAAGAUGGAAUAGUAUCUACAAGUUGUGAUGUUUAUAGUUUUGGCAUCUUGAUGAUGGAGACGUUUACACGAAUGAGACCAAGUGAUGAAAUAUUUACUGGAGACUUGAGCAUACGACGUUGGGUUAGUGAUUCUUUUCCAAGUGAGAUUCAUAAGGUGGUGGAUGCUAAUUUGGUACAGCCAGUGGAUGAACAAACCGACGCAAAGAUGCAGUAUAUGCUAUCUAUCAUGGAAUUAGCUUUGAGCUGCACUGUAGUGAUACCUGAUGCAAGAAUUAACAUGGAAGAUGCUCUUUCAACCCUCAAAAAGAUCAAGCUCCAGUUUGUCAAUAGUCGCCACUAGGUGGAAUUAGACCAUUGGCUC
Messenger RNA from Nicotiana tabacum (common tobacco), 2286 nucleotides. RefSeq lists its product as uncharacterized. Lineage: Eukaryota; Viridiplantae; Streptophyta; Magnoliopsida; Solanales; Solanaceae. Gene Ontology annotation, molecular function: ATP binding; protein kinase activity; protein binding. The record is from RefSeq and is a predicted model, not a curated record. Gene Ontology annotation, biological process: protein phosphorylation.